AGACUCAGGGCUUGGAACUCAGUGAUCUGUUGGUACUUGACAACAAACAUGGCGUCGGUGGCUGUCGAACGUCCUCCGUCGCCUUCCUCCUCCCAUGCCUCGGGAAUUGGGGAUCGAACAUCAAGAGAAGGUUCCGUUCCAUCCUCUGCUUCAACCAGGUCGGUCUCCAGCUCCGCCUUCACGGCACCAAGUCCUGACCUUCAUCUCGGGGACUGGUAUAUCGAUCAGAUUGAGGAGAAGAUUCGUACCCUGAAGCUCUCUGGUCAUGUGGGAUUUGAUUCUCUUCCCGAUCAGUUGGUGGCCAAAUCAACCCAAAAUGGAUUUACUUUCAACAUUCUCUGUAUUGGUGAGACGGGCAUGGGAAAGUCCACCCUGAUGGACACACUGUUCAAUACAAGUUUUGAAUCGAACCCAGCACCACAUACCCUUCCUGCUGUCAAACUGAAAUCUCACACUUAUGAACUUCAGGAAUCUAAUGUCAGGUUAAAGCUGACAAUUGUCGACACAGUGGGUUAUGGGGACCAAAUCAACAAAGGUGAUAGCUUCACAGCUAUUGUUGAUUAUAUUGACAAGCAGUUUGAUGAUUACCUGCAAGAAGAAUUGAAGAUUAAACGCAGCCUCUCCGCUUAUCACGACUCUAGAAUUCAUGCCUGCUUGUACUUCAUUUGUCCCACUGGCCAUGGACUGAAAAGCAUUGACCUUGUUUGCAUGAAGAAGUUGGACUCCAAAGUGAAUGUGAUACCAGUGAUUGCCAAAGCUGAUACCAUCUCCAAGUCUGAACUGACAAAGUUCAAGCAGCGUAUUAUACAGGAGAUAAAGGCCAACUGUAUUCAGAUUUAUCAGUUUCCCACUGAUGAUGACACCAUGGUGAAGGUCAACACGGAGAUGAACAACCAGAUUCCUUUUGCUGUUGUUGGAAGCACAGACUUCGUGAGAGUUGGCAACAAGAUGUUGAGAGCUCGUCAGUAUCCCUGGGGUACUGUGCAAGUCGAAAAUGAAAGUCACUGUGACUUCACGAAGCUGAGAGAGAUGUUGAUCCGCACAAACAUGGAGGACAUGCGAGAAGUGACUCAUCAGCGUCAUUACGAGCUGUACAGGAAAAAGAUUCUCGAAACUAUGGGCUUUUCUGAUGUGGGUCUGGAUAACCAACCAGUGAGCUUCCAGCAGACAUUUGAGCAAAAGCGAGUGGAGCAUCGUGAAGAGCUUCAGCGGAAGGAGGACGAGAUGAGGCAAACAUUUGUCUUGCGAGUCAAAGAGAAGGAGACUGAACUUAAGGAGGUGGAGAAGGAACUGUACACGAAAUAUGACACCCUGAAGCGGGAACAUGCAGAAGAAAAGAAACGGUUUGAAGAUCUCAAGAAACGACUCGAUGAAGAGAAAGCCGAAUUCCAGAAGCGUAAACAUCAAGUGGCCACUCAGCAGCUCACCUCUCACACUCUCACGCUGGGCAAAAGUAAGAAGAAAUAGUGAGGAACACUUAGAAAUAUGUUUGAGAUACUUAAAAUUAUAUAUACAAAUUUAACCUAAAAACAAAGAAUAUUAACUAUGAAGAAUAGUCUCACCAUGUUAGAGAUGUUGAUAAUAUUUAGCUAUGUAAUUAUUUAAAGAAGAAAAUGGCUCAUUUAGAUCAAGCUUCAUCUUCCACAAUGUGGGAAUUGAUUGAUGACACCUCAGAGAGGGUUGCAAGUAGCAUUGAUGCAAAUAAGAGUACCAAAAGGCAGAAUGGCCAGUAGACCUUUGUCCAUUGGGUCUUUUCUGCCCAUCUUCGUCUUUGAUGUCUUGUUCAACAAUACUUAUCAAAAAAUUGUGUUCAGUUUUAGCCAGGUUUGCAGUGUGUUACCAGUGACUUUGUUGGGUAUUUUGUGAAUUGGUGUUGCAGGCAGUAAUAUCACCUUUGUUUACUAAUGUCUGUCUGUCUUGCCUGGUAUUUUUCAUCAAGAGAUUUCUAGUGUGAAGCAAGUCUAGAAAAGAUUACAACAAAUUAGUGUCCCAUCCUUUAACAGAACUUGAAAUUUGCAUUUUAUAACAACACAAGUAUACUGUGGAUGUAUAUUUUUCUGAAAUAGUUAUUGGUAUAAUCAUCCUUAAUGAAACUGUUGAUCUUGGUAAAAAAAAACUAAUGUACAGUUAUAGUAUACUGUACAGUAGAUGUAACUACAGUGUAUAUUUACUACUGCCUUCAACCCCCCCACCCCCUUUUUUUUUUAUUUUACACAGAUUAGUAUUAAAUGCUAAAGUGUCGCAUCACCUCCCUUACCCAAGUCCAGGGUGUGGUCACAAGUUAAAAAAUAACAAAUGAAGAUUUGAACAAAUUGUUUACUGGUAUAUAUAGAACAUGUUUAAAUAAGCCAUGCACACUUUUUCAUUAUGUAUCUUUAACUUUUUGUUUUGAAUAAAGAACCUUUAUUCCGUGGUAAGAUUGAAAAUUUGCUUGGUAACAGGGUUGUGUUUCUUAAACUAUUUCUUAAACAAAGCAAUUUGAUGCCACUCUUACUCUCAUAAUGUGUGGCAGUCUGUUAAAAAGCUAUAUCCUGUAAUGUGAAAAUGUUGAGGACCUAAAUAAAUAUUGAUCAUCUAGCUGCAAUUUUGUUGUUGUUUUUAAAGGUUGCAGCUGUAAGAUGAUUGUAACUAAACUUUCAUGGCCACUUGGUUUAAAUAAUUAAACUACGCACACACAUUCAGUAGAUAUGUGAACCACUUGCUAGAAUUAUUAAAAUAAUUCGGAUUGACAUCAACUUCUUAUAUUAGACUUGAUAAUUUUCUAAUGUAGUUCAAGAGAAGCUUUGAGCUCUUGUGAAGCAAACAAUUUUUCCUGAUAAAAUCUUUUGGAGAACUUUGGGUUGGUAUUGAGCUCGUCGUGUCCUAGUGGGCUUCUAGAGUGACCUGGGAUGCGAGUUCGGUUCCACCACAUUGCUCCAAAAAGAUAUUCUCAGAUAUAUCACACUAUUGUGGUUUCAGUGUGAACAAAAGGCACAAGACAAGCAUCUAUUAAGUAUAUUUUACAGUUUACACAGUAAAGAUUUUUUGCUCUCUAAACUUUUGUUUAACGUGUCAACAGUUUACAGCUUGUGUGUGUUCCACUUGCGUAAAUUAUUUAACUACUGUAGUAACAUGUGAUUAAUAUAUUAAAUAGUUCAUUAAUAUACUACUUUCUGUCAAAUUUUAAAAGUAGAUGUGAUUGAAUAAGACAACUACAACAUUGUAGCAGGGAUACAAGACUUGGAAGUAGAUGAAUAUACUAUUUUUUAUCUGUAUCCUAUGGUUCAACAGUAUGAGAAUGAAAUCUAUUAAUAUAAUUCAAGUAAAUGGACUUCUGGUGAUCAGUUAGACUCUUGAUUUCAGAAAUACUCUCAGGCAUUUUCUGUUUAUUUUAAAGAUAUUGACAAGACAAGUUUAAAGAUGUAUGAUGAUGUGUGGGUUAAACUACAGACAUACAGUAAGUUCAAGGUCCAUGAUGAACGGGUCGACAGUGUGCCAGUUUAAUAUAAUAUUCGUCACAUUAAAAUUAAAUUAGAAUUGUGCGACUUGUCGAGUUGAAAGUAACGUAGUAUGAUAAGUGACCAACUAUACCAAAGCUUUUUGUAGUGUUCCUGUUUGUUAACUGCUUUAUUAGUAGUAGUGUACUUGAUCAGUGGCAUCAACAUACUCCUCUUUUUGUUUUCUUGGUCUUGUUGCCAACAACUAAAUUUUGCCUGAAAUAGCAUUUUUUUUUUUUAACCUGCUGAAUGUUAAUAUAAACAUUCUUCCCAUAUAAAGACCUGGUAUAAAAUCUCCAUAUUUUGUAAUAAUUUUUUCUAUAUGGAUUUUAUUCUGCAUUAAUACCAUCCCUGUAAAAUACCACUUAGUUUAGGUUCAAUUAUUGGUCAUAUUAGCCGACUUUUGCUGUAUUAGAUUGCAACACUACCAAAAUACAAAAUCUGAUAAAGCUACAAGAAUGUGGAUGUACUGUAUCUUUGAGAUGUGGGUACCACCUCAGCUCAAAAAUAAAUACAUUUUAUAUAUAUAUAUAGUGGGUCAGAAUUUCCUACUCAGAUUGGGUAGUAGAUAAAUGUGGAUGACCCAGCCUCUUCAUUCCUCAUUAGGUUAGUAUGACGUUCUUGCAUCUUUGAUCUGAUUUUGUCUUCCACAAGGAAUGCAAUCAAAUGGUAAUUUUUUUCAAAAUUAAAUUAUCCUUUUAAAUUCUUUUAGUUCCACCAUGCUAGUUCAAGCUCUAGUCUUAAGAUUAACAAACAAUUUUGUAUGCAUGUAUUGAUAAAAUUUGUAGGUAAUACCUUCCAUUCCUGUCGGUAGUUUUUCUAUGAACAUUAAAUAUAUCAUUAAUAUAAGUUGAA
Molecule: messenger RNA, 4331 nt
Organism: Procambarus clarkii (red swamp crayfish)
Lineage: Eukaryota; Metazoa; Arthropoda; Malacostraca; Decapoda; Cambaridae
Product: septin-2
Biological process (GO): cytoskeleton-dependent cytokinesis; intracellular protein localization
Cellular component (GO): cell division site; septin ring; microtubule cytoskeleton
Molecular function (GO): GTP binding; molecular adaptor activity; GTPase activity
Source: RefSeq, a predicted model, not a curated record